Messenger RNA from Callorhinchus milii (elephant shark), 2864 nucleotides. It is a transcript of the gene akap10, whose product is annotated as A kinase (PRKA) anchor protein 10. Bases 88 to 2073 code for a protein of 661 amino acids. NCBI's taxonomy places the organism in Eukaryota, Metazoa, Chordata, Chondrichthyes, Chimaeriformes, Callorhinchidae. Gene Ontology annotation, molecular function: protein kinase A binding. Gene Ontology annotation, cellular component: plasma membrane. The transcript has 16 exons. Gene Ontology annotation, biological process: intracellular protein localization. The record is from RefSeq and is a predicted model, not a curated record.
CUCCUUCCUCCUCCUCCUCCGCCUCUCUUCCUCCUCCUCCUCCUCUCGUGCUGUCAAGUGAGCCCCGGGAGACCGGCCAUGCACUGAAUGACCCGCGAGGGGGGGAACGGCUUCCGCACGAUGUCAUUUUUUAGGAGGAAAGGUAAAGCCAAAGGAGAACAGGAGAAACUCACAGAGCCACAAACCAAUAAAGCCCUGGCCCUAAUUCCAGUUGCAUCACCGUCCCCAAGCAGGAAUUAUGCACCUCUGGAAGCUGCAGGACCAAGCAAUGUGGCCAUCAAUGCAAUCUCUGCUAACAUGGACUCCUUUCCACGUGGCAGAACAGCGGUCCUUAAAAAACAGCCGAGUCACAUGGAAGCUGCUCAUUUUGGAGACCUAGGUCACUCGUGUCUGAACUAUAACUCUCAAGACACCAACUCCAGGCUUUCAAAGACUCUCGAACAGGUCUUGCAGGACACGACUGCACUACCGUAUAUUAUCCAGUUUAUGCAGAUGCAAGGAGUUGGACAUUUAGUCACAUUCUGGUUGGAAGCAGAAAGUUUCCGCACCACAAGCUGGUCCCGCAUCAGGGCUCACAGCCUGAACACUGUAAAACACAGCUCUCUAGCAGAACCUACUUCGCCUGCAAACAGACAUCAUGAUGCUAAUGUAUUGGCAUCGUUUGACUCCAGUUCAAUAUGCAACCCGGAAGCAAAGGGCAAUGUGGUUUGUAGUGGAAAGAAGCCAGGUUUUGCAGAUCCCAGAAGUCUGGACUCUGUAGGUAGAACUAACUACUCCCCCAACCAAUGGUUAAAUCAGGGUGUUAGUGAGUCGAGUACACUGCAUGACGGGACUUCACGAAUAGUAACCUUUCAGACAGAAACUGCAAAUCAAGAAUCUUCCAAGCCUGCGUCCAAAGGAAAUCGACAGCCAACAGCACUGAAGGAUCUAUCAGGCAAGCUGAUGAAAAGUAUAGAGCGUGAUGCAGUUAAUAUAUUUACUAAAUACAUUUCGCCAGAUGCUUCAAGACCAAUUCCAAUUGUAGAAGCAAUGAGAAAUGACAUAGUAGCUAUGAUAUGCGGAGAAGAUGGACAAGUCAAUCCCAACUGUUUUGUUCCUGCACAAGCCGUGGUGUACAUUAUAAUGGAAAACGAGCACUUUACAGAAUUUUUACGGAGUCAUCAUAUUUGUAAAUACCAGAUUGAAGUGUUGACCAGUGGUGUUGUUUACCUAUCUGAUAUUCUUUUUAAUGAGUCGGCGCUCUUCUACUUCUCUGAGUAUAUGGAGAAAGAAGAAGCUAUAAACGUCCUGCAAUUUUGGUUGGCUGCAGACAACUUCCAAUCUCAGCUCGCUGCUAAGAAUGGGCAAUACGAUGGUCAAGAAGCCCAAAAUGACGCCAUGAUCUUGUACGACAAGUACUUUUCACUGCAAGCCACAAACCCACUAGGAUUUGAUGAUUCUGUCAGAUUGGAAAUCGAGUCGAAUAUCUGCAGGGAAGGUGGACCGUUGCCUGAUUGCUUCACUACUCCAUUAAGGCAAGCCUGGACGACAAUGGAAAAAGUUUACUUACCUGGUUUCCUGUCUAGUAAUCUAUAUUAUAAAUACUUGAACGAUCUUAUCCAUUCGGUGCGAAGUGAUGAAUUUACUGGAGCCAAUGCAUCCUAUCCUGGCCAACGGCCAAGCAGCCCUCAUGAACAUGACUCCAUUUCAGGCAGCUCUGAUGGUACUGUGGUACAGCCAGGUGUCAAAAAGGCCACCGUAAAAAUCCUGAAAAACUUUGACGAAGCAAUAAUAGUGGAUGCCGCGAGUCUAGACCCAGAAUCUUUAUAUCAAAGAAACUUUGCAGGGAGAAUGACAUUUGGCAAGAUAAAUGAACUGGGCCAAUUUAUCAGAGAGUCUGAGCCAGAGCCAGACGUGAAGAAAUCAAAAGGUUCCAUGUUCUCACAGGCCAUGAAGAAAUGGGUGCAGGGAAAUACAGACGAGGCUCAGGAAGAAAUGGCGUGGAAGAUCGCUAAGAUGAUUGUUAAUGACGUCAUUCAGCAAGCACAAACUGAACCACUCAGUGUCAAGUCAACAAAGUGGUCCAGAAUGUAAAGGACACAUUUAUGAUCAUUUUCUCCUCAGUUAUGACCCAUAAGAACAACCAUCUUGUGCACUCUUCUCUCGAAGUGACUCCACUCUGCACCGAGCAGCGAACACCUCCUUUCAGUUAACACAGCCAUGAAAAAGCACUGUACUUUAUAUGAUCUGAUCUUACUCCAUUAUUUGUAUGAAGAAAACUAUGCAUUCCAGGAUCUCCAGACUCAAAUUGUGGGUUUUAUUGAUCUUGACGCUGGACCGGACGUGAUGAAGGUUUUCGAGAAGAUGCUGCAUCAAGCAGAAAGCAAAAGGACUACAGGGCACUCUUUUUAAACCUGGAUUCCGGUUGUAUGGUUUCAUAAGCAUUGAAGUGAUGAUUAUAUAGAUCUAUAUUGUGUUCCAAAUGUCACUCCAUUGAUUUGUUCCUGUCUGUUUGUUCGUUUGAUUGUCGGCCCUUACAAAAUACCUUCUGGAUAUUUGUUGGAAAAANUUUAGCACAGAAGAAAAAAANUAUAUAUAUAUAGAGAGAGAGAUACAUAUAUGAUUUUUGUAAAAGGUUUGGAAAAUCUCAGAGGGGUUUCUUGAUAAUAUCUGAUAAAUGGAGGUACUGUAUUUACGCAAAAGAUGUUACCUAAUUGUAUUGAGAUUGAGUAUUAUCACAGAAAGAGGCAAAUAAAAGCUAUGUCCACGUUUUUUGGUACUAUGUACUAUUUCUAUGUUUUCUGAUGGAUAUGUGUUCAUGUACUUAAUCCGAAAUCAUACCUAUUUAAUUGUGUUUGAUUUAAAAUACAUAUUAUUGAAAACUG